Messenger RNA from Sodiomyces alkalinus F11, 942 nucleotides. Its product is annotated as putative sulfonate biosynthesis enzyme. Lineage: Eukaryota; Fungi; Ascomycota; Sordariomycetes; Glomerellales; Plectosphaerellaceae. Bases 1 to 942 code for a protein of 313 amino acids. The transcript is spliced from 4 exons. The record is from RefSeq and is a predicted model, not a curated record.
AUGGCCCCGACCGGCCUUCCCAUCCGCCGGGCCCGUUUCCCGUGUUCCGGGUGGCGGCCGCUCACCCCAUUCCGUGCCGGGUCUGCCUUGCACCGACCCAAUGUUAUGUUAGAGGACGAGAAGAACGGUUUUGGAUUCAUUCGCCAUAAUCCUCGAGACCCCAAACCAAGGAAGACUUCAGUCACUGAAAUUCGAGGGCCCUACUAUUCCGUCAUGGGCAAGAACUACCUCCAGGAUGUGCUCGAGACUAUGGGCUACUACGUCGACGGCCUAAAGUUUGCAGGGGGUUCCUUUUCUCUCUUCCCCGAAGAGAAACUCCAUGAACUAAUCGCUCUGGCUCACCAUCACGACGUUUACGUCUCAACUGGCGGCUGGAUCGAGCAUAUCCUAACCCACUCAGCCAACCCACAAAACGCAGUCGACCGCUACCUCGAGACCUGCAAGCGAAUGGGCUUCGACGUCAUCGAGCUAUCCACCGGCUUCCUGUCCCUCCCGCCCGACGACUGGCUGCGCCUCGUCGACCGGGUCCGCGACGCCGGGCUGACCCCGAAACCGGAAAUCGGGAUCCAGUUCGGCGCCGGCGGCGACACGGCGGCGUCGGAACUCAAGAGCAUGGGCCAGUCCGACCCGUCCAAGGUCGUCAACCUGGGGAAACGCUUCCUCGACGCCGGGGUCGAGCGCCUCAUGAUCGAGAGCGAGGGCAUCACGGAGAACGUGGAGACGUGGCACACCGAUGUCAUUCAGACCAUCUUGCGCGACUUGCCCAUGGAGAAGGUCAUGUUUGAGGCGGCCGACCCGGCUGUGUUCAACUGGUACGUGCGGGAGUUUGGGAUCGAUGUGAACUUGUUCGUCGAUCAUUCGCAGAUUGUUCAGUUGAGCGCGCUUCGGGCCGGUAUCUGGGGCAUGUCGGACACGUUUGGGAAGGUGACUAGCUUUCGCUAG